Messenger RNA from Eruca vesicaria subsp. sativa (arugula), 2396 nucleotides. The record is from the annotation of a GenBank genome assembly. Lineage: Eukaryota; Viridiplantae; Streptophyta; Magnoliopsida; Brassicales; Brassicaceae.
UCUUUUUAAAACUUUAACAUGUCUUAAAGUUGAAUUACAAGUCUUGUUAGUUGUACAGCUUCUGGAAAGGAGGAUGUUCCGAGUUUCAAAGAUCAAACUCUCUUUCCCUCUCUCAACAUUAACCCAGAGAUUCUCCUCAUUCCAAGCUACGAAAUCGGUGAUCGAGAAGGCGGCAGCGGAUGGGGAGCUAAGAGUUUUCAUCGUCGCGGGCGAAGUCUCCGGCGAUAACAUCGGCUCUCGUCUUAUGUCCUCCCUCAAAAAGCUCUCUCCUAUACCCCUCCGUUUCCAUGGAGUUGGAGGAUCAAUGGUGUGCAAGCAAGGAUUGACUUCGUUGUUUCCCAUGGAGGAUUUGGCUGUAAUGGGUGUGUGGGAGCUUUUGCCGCAUCUUUAUAAGUUCCGUGCGAAGUUGAAGGAGACCAUUGAUGCUGCAGCUAUGUUCAAGCCACACGUUGUUGUGACUGUUGAUUCAAAGGGCUUCUCUUUCCGUCUACUUAAAGAGUUAAGGGCUAGAUAUAAUCAGCUUCGCUUGGAGGAUUCUCCCGUGCAUUUUCAUUAUGUGGCACCGUCGUUCUGGGCCUGGAAAGGAGGGGAAUCAAGACUUGGAGGUCUGUCUGAGUUCGUUGAUCAUCUUUUCUGUAUUCUUCCAAACGAGGCAAGGGUUUGUAGGGAACAUGGGGUGGAAGCAACCUUUGUUGGACACCCCGUUCUUGAGGAUGCUUCUGAAAACAACCUUGUGAGAACUUGCAAACCUACUCAGGAAUCGAAGCUUGAGGACUUGAAUUUUUUAAGCAAAUACACACUACCAUCUGACUCCACGUUUAUUUCGGUUCUACCUGGGAGUAGAUUACAAGAAGUUGAAAGAAUGCUACCAAUAUUUUCCAAAGCAAUGAAGCUACUCAAAGACCCGUUUCCUAAACUAGUAACGCUCAUCCACGUUGCAUCCAACAGUCAAGUGGAUCAUUACAUUGGAAAAACUCUCCAUGGUUGGCCAGUUCCAACAAUACUAGUCCCUAGUGGAUCCACUCAGCUUAAAUAUGAUGCCUUUGGCGUGAGUAGAGCUGCGUUAUGCACUUCAGGAACAGUUGCUGUUGAGCUGCAGCUAGCUCGUCUACCUUCCCUUGUAGCUUACCGAGCACAUUUUUUAACAGAGCUGUUCAUCCGUUACAAAGCCAAGAUUCCUUACAUUUCUCUCCCAAACAUUUUGCUUGACUCCCCAAUCAUUCCUGAAGCUUUGUUUCGAGCUUGCAACCCUUCUAAUCUUGCCUUGAUACUUGAGAGACUGCUCUUGGAUGAAGAAAUGAGAGAAAAACAAAUUGUUGCUGCUGAAAAGUUGGCACAGCUCUUGCAUCCAUCAGAAAGCGGAAUGGGCAAAUGGGUUCAUUGCAGUGAUUUAGAUUCUCAUCGAUAUACACCAAGCAAUUUAGCAGCUUCGACUAUUCUUAGUUAUGCCAAGCGAUGAAGCCUGUCACGAAGAAUGUUUCUUACCAUCCUUCAACUGAAAGGACCUCGCUGUUGUUACUGCUAACUUGUCUCAACAUCAGCGAAUGUGCUAUGCGUGGGUUUUGUUUCUAUAAAACUCCACUGAGUUGCACCUAUCUUGGUGAAUGAGAUAGAUUUAGCUUAAGAAAGUAAAAGAUAGAAAGACCGUAUUGGAUGGAUCUUGUCGGUUGCCACAACUAAUGUAAUGGUUAAUUCGCUUUCAAGAUGGGUACAUGAUUAUCAAAUAGGCAAAUCCCAAAGAGAGAUAGACGCAAAACAAUAAAAAUUCAUAUUAUGUGAUCUCUUAAAACCCCAAACUUUCAUGCACCAGUAUCCCAUUUACAAUUUAAAAAAAAAAAAAGAGGAAACAGUCUCAGAUCAGUAUGUUUUGUUUUAGGUUGGAAUAUUCUUGCAAGAGAAAGAUAUUUUGGUAUUAAGAGCCACCCAUGAUAAUAUCAUCGCCGGUUGUUGUUGGCUUUGGUGGAGCUGCUCCAAAAGUGAAUCCUUGAGGAGGGAUACUUGAAGCAGGGGACGAAAAUAUAGAUUCAGCAGAAGCAUUGUUGAACAGAGGGAUUUGCGCUUGACUAUUAUUAUUAUUAACCUUUGGGAAACCAAACCCAAAUGUUGGAGGAUCGUUGAUAUUCAUCGCCGCCAUCAUCCCUUCUCUUGAUCCAAGUAUAGUCUGCUCAAACGCCUCCAGUUGUUGGUAGAACUCUGUGCGAAUAAAUAACAAAAAUAAGAGUAAAUGAGCAGAGCAGUUUCGAGAAUAAUUAAGUUGAAAUCUAAAAUGUGAGUUAGUGGUUGCCUGGAGUUAUGUCAGUUGUGGGUCUCCGUUGCUUAACCCACUGAAGACUCUCAGCGAGUCUCCACCCUUUACGUUUCAUCAAGUACGCUAUAACAACCGCUGGUGAUCUGUU